GGGUCACGACACCUUUACUCGACGAUGUCCGUGCAGCCUUAGUUCUGCAGUCUUGCUCUCAGGUUCCAGUCAAUCCAGAAGCUAUGACUCAGAGGAUCUUACGUUCGUGAUCGCAUGACAUCGAACCGUGGUGACGCGCCUCGCAGAUCCACGCCAUUCGUCGUGUCGUAUUUUUCCUUUCGUCUUUUCUAUACCGGGAACUUCAAUUUCUGUCGACUUUCAACGUCGUCACUUUGGUUGCUUUCUCCUUUUGUGUUUGUCGUGACAGGACCAGUGCCCUUCGUCCACUCCGCACCGAACUUGUUCGCAUCUCCAGACGAGCUCUUCGGUUCUGCUUCCUCAGUCGAGUUAGAGCGAGCAAAGAGCGGUGGAGGCGCUGACAGCUGCAGCUCUCGCGGUCUUACAACCACAGAGCGUGGUCUUGGUGGACUACUGGAUUACGAUCGCAGCGCUGUCGCCCGGUUUGCAGCCCGGCACGAGUACUUGGGUGCAUUGCUCGAGCACCGCGGCGCAAAGCGCGGCGUCGAGCUCGGUGUGCAGCGUGGGAUUUUCAGCGUCGAACUGCUGCAGCGCUGGCGCAGCUUCGAGGAGUAUGUAUUGGUGGAUCUGUGGGGAAAGACGGCCGCAGACGUCGUGUACCUCGACGCCAGUGGCGCGGUAUCGGAGGAUACGCAGGAGCAGUUCCUGGAGGAGGCCGUGCAGAGCCUGAGAAAAAGCGUCCUUGAAAGGAGCGAGCAUGCGGAAGGAGCCGUCAGUUUCGUUCACAACAGCACGACGACCACAGCACAGGAUACUACACACGUGGGGAAACGCAUCCGCGUAUGCCGAAAUCUUACUUCGAGUUGCGUUGCGCACUUUCCCGAUGGCUACUUCGAUUUCGUGUAUGUCGACGCGCGACACGACUACAAGGGCGUCAAGGAAGAUUUGGAGCUCUGGCUUCCCAAACUCCGACCGAACGGCAUUAUCGCGGGGCACGACUUUCUGACGGCUGCGGAGCACCGGUUUCACACGGGGCACAGUGCCGAUCGGUACGAGAUAAAUUUCGACGGUUCAAUUGAUCUCACUGGGCGCGCUGUGCAGGGUGCCGUGAUGGAUUUUUUCGGAACACGGGAUUUUUUACCUCUGCGUACCAUUGACCAAUUUACCGAGCAUCGGUCUUGGCUUGUAGAUUUGCGGCGUCCACCUCGUGAAGAUCAAGAUCUUCGAAAUGAGAAACAGGUCGCCUUGCCGCGAGUUAUUCACGCCUUCUGGGUUGGCGCGUAUCCCGAAGGGUUCUGUGGAACAGAAGAACAAACUCUAUAUGCAGCCACUCAAGAAGAAAACGGGUCUUUGUCUUCCGAACGCUCCCUUCCGCUGCAGCGGAACUUGAGAACCCUGGAGGUACUCCACGCGGAUUGGCCCAUCGUGUUGUGGACUCCGGAGCUACUGCUUGAACAUUGGACAAGGUUGUUCGGAAGUAGGGACGGUGCUGACCAGGAGGUUCGAGGUUUGCAGGAGCACCUGCGGGCACUUGCAAAGCGUCUGCAAGCGGGAGCGCAAACGUUUUGCGCGAGCGGAGGUAGCCGCAAAAGAUCAGAUUUUUUGCUUGAUCAACAUCCUAAACCAAAUGACGCCGACUGGUUUGGAUCCUCUGCGGUCAAGGAGCUACUGCGUUUUUCUGUGCUGUCGGUCUUCGGCGGCAUCUUUCUGGACCUGGAGCAUCUGGUGCUCGCCCGCACGAGCUUUCUAGCGGUUCUGCAGGCGACGGAUUUGCAUUUGCGUCAGCUCCGCCGGCCCCGGUCGUUCGAGGUGUUUGCUCAAUGCGAAGCGCCCGCUGCCUCGCUCUACUGGGGCUUGGAUGAUUACAAACACGGAGCGGGCGUCGUCAUCAACCACCAUUUAGCCGCCGUGCCGUGCCUCCAAGUCUCUACCAAAUUUGUGGCAGCCGUGCCCGGGGCGUCGACUAUCCGGCAGCAAAGGGAUCACCUGCUGCGCCAGGUUCUUGGGGCCGAAGUGAAGGCGGAAAAUCAAUAUGGCCGUCGCGGUACGACCUCUGGGAAAGGGAGGAUCUCGUCCGCGACUGUGUCGUGGACGCAAGUGUUUGUGGCUAACGCGCAACAAGCGAAAAACGCAACCCUAGCUCUCCUACGAGACGGGGUUCCGUUUUGUUUGAAAGACGUCGCAGUGCAGCGCAGCUCUUGCGCUUAGACCGAAUUAGGAUAUGAUAGGUCAU
Molecule: messenger RNA, 2212 nt
Organism: Amoebophrya sp. A120
Lineage: Eukaryota; Dinophyceae; Syndiniales; Amoebophryaceae
Source: the annotation of a GenBank genome assembly